CUUGCGGCCACCACCGGGGCACCAUACGUACUCCGUACAUGUCCUGUCCUGCCUGCCUGCCCGCUCGUCUGGCCUGACCCUGUUGCAAGUCCCAGGUCAUUUCGCCGCCACUGUGGGGCUCGCCUACAUUACACACAGCCCUUGUCGUCACACCAGUCCAUUAUCAGCCCUACUACCAAGUGAGUAUUUUACCUCGAGGACCCGAGGCACGCAGGCACAUCCCCCCACCCCCCUGCACUGCAUGUCUUGCUGUAGGUGUGCCGGUAUCCAUCCAUCCACCUACCUAUCUACCUAUCUAUCUAUCUACCUGUUGCAUGGCGUAAGCGUUGUUUAAAAGCAGCCCGUGUUUCCGGCUCUUCACCGAGCCUCCCUGCUGUGAUUUGGAACAAUGUCUCGUCCUCGUCCUCGUCCUCGUCUCCCUCACGCCCACGCCACGCUUUCGUCCCCGUCUCUGUGAUCCCACCCGGCCCCGGCGGCGGCAGCAGCAGCAGCAGCAACACUACGGAACCAGUCUUUCCAUCCAUCCUUGUCUGCGGCCUGCCAGAUAGAUCAUCAUGGCCUCCACACCCGCACAUGCUCCCACACAGCCACCGCCCCUGGCUGAGAAGGAGCUAUCCGACAUCGAGAAGGCGGCCCCUCCCAGCCCCGGAAACACCUCUCUCGAGGACGCCACCCUCGCCGCGCUGUCGCGUGUCAAGACUGCCGACGAGCAUCAUCCCAUUCACUGUGCGUCGUCUUCUUUUCCCUGCCUCGGCAGGCAUCGCUGAGCACAGGUCCACAGGGAGCUCGACAAAGAAGUGGUUCAUCAUCUUCUGGUACUGCCUCCUGCAGGCGUUUGUCACCCUGACCACCACCACAUACGUGUCGGCCGAGUUCCUGGUCCAGGAGACUUAUGGCGGCAGCACCCAGGUCAUUGCCCUGGGCCAGUCCAUGUUUAUCAUUGGCACUGCCGUUGGCCCUGCCUUUCUCGGGCCUCUGUCGGACAUCAACGGCCGGAAAUGGGUCUACGUCGGAGCCAUCUUCGUCUAUGCCAUCCUGAACAUUGGCUGUGCCAAGGCCCUGAACCUGCCCAUGCUGAUCAUCUUCCAGUUCCUGUGUGGCGCUGCCGGCAGUGUUGCCCUGUGUAAUGUCGCCGGCACCAUCGCCGACCUCUUUGGCGACUCGGAUGGUGCUGGCCAGCCCAUGGCCCUGUUCGUCGCCUCCGCCAACUCCGGCCCUUCCAUCGGCUCGCCUGUCGGGGAAUGGAUAGCCGAGAACCCAAACAUGGGCCUCCCGUGGGUCUUCUGGAUCAAUGUCAUCAUCGGUGCUGCUUUCGCCCUGGGCAUGUGCUUCCUGCCCGAGACCCUGCCACGGACCGUCAUCGCGAGGGCCGUCAGGAAACAGCGGUCCGCCGACCCCCAAGAAGUCGCAAUCGCAGAGAAGAUCGACGUCCUGAAAGAGAUGAGGUUCGUCACCACCAUGGCCCUGAAGAUCAUGGUCACCGAGCCCAUCGUGCUGUUUCUUGGGCUGUACAACGGCUUCGCCUACGGCCUUCUCUUCCUGUACCUGGACGGCGUAUUCGACGUCUUUGUGUACAACAAUGGGUUGAGCUUCAUCGGGGCAGAUCUCACGUAUCUGAACUUCAUAGUCGGCGUCACCAUCAUGUUCUGUAUCGUGCCCCUGCAGACAUACCUCUAUAGGAGAGACAGGCUCAGCCAUGGCACCAACCGGCCCGAAGCUCGCUUUCUCACCUCCCUCGUCGGCGUCUGGGGCUUCCCCAUCUCAUUACUGUGGUUCGCCUUCACUGACGAUGGGUCCGUGAGCUUCUGGUCACCUGUCGUGGCUGGCGGCCUCUUGGCCGUGUGUGACCCCCUGCUCUGGCUGGCCAUGUUGAACUACCUGACGGACUCUUACCCGAGCGUUGCCGCCUCAGCUGUCGCUGCGUUCUUGAUCCCGUCGUUUCUCAUCGCCGCAGGUCUUGCGCACGCCGGCAUCGCCAUGUUCGAGAACAUGACGACCAAGUGGGCCAUGGCAACGCUGGGUUUCAUCUCGUUCGGCCUGGUUGCCCUGGUCUACGUCCUGUUCUUCUUCGGCCCUCGCAUCAGGGCCAGGUCCAGGCUUGCUCGGAAGUCAUAGCUGGGCCAACGCGCACACAGCAUGUGACGAAGCCGCCGCGGCGCACCAGGCGGGACUCGUCAUGUCAAGACAUGAGCGGUGCGUUGGCUAUGACGCCUUGGUGCCGGAAUAGACAAAUAGCAGCGUUCUAUGACAUGCCCUUGGCGUCAACCUUUUCGGCGGGCUUUUGAGGUGCUGGGUAGGUAACUUGCUGCGCAUGUCCGUGGGAUGGAUGUGAGUUCCCGUGCUGUCCACUGGUGCUGAUUGUCAAGACUGCAUUGCCACGCUCGUCAGACUGAUCACGCAGACAGGCAUGCCCUGGUACCCACAAACUAAACUACCCGGGCUUGGAAAACAAUGACAUUAUAGUAUUUCUCUGGUGCUCGCAGGACGGUCUAGGCUCCGAACAGAUGCCCUUGGUCGGUCGCCAUACCCUCAACCAUUUUCGGGAGCAGCAAGUCGUUAAAGGCCCAGAGUAUGGUCGUAAACUGGGCCGAAAACGCCGCCCCCGUCCACCAAGUUGCACGAUGGCCUUGCAGGGCGUACUGGGCCUGGACAAAUCCGGCCUGGAUCUCAUCGGCGUCGACACGCAUGUGCGUUGGGCCAUGGUCCUCGAGCCUCGCAAAUUGGACGGCCUCGUCGGUGGCGGCCAGGACUCCGCUUUCUACCAUCUUACCAAACCCGUCAAGCACGAGACCUUGUGCUCCGUCAGCGUCCAGGCCAGCGUCGGUGUGAACGAUGAUGCGGAAAAGGUUACUUCCCUGGCCGAAAUCGUCGAACCGAGCGUUGAAAGGCGGUAGGGGAAGUGCCGUCCAGUUUGACGGUUCCGCAGCGGUGGGCAUGUUGGUCAGGGACUGGUUUACAACUAGCGACGGAUGCCUUACCGCCCCGACGUAGACCACCGAGCUUUGGAACUUGGAGAAGACGGCGGACUCGCUCGCGUCUAGAUCAAAGGGCCUCAUGUUCUCGGCACUUGGCUCGAUGGCAAGCAGAAGCCGCUGGGCUUUGAUCCGCUUCCUGGCUCCACCUGCGCCCUCCACCGUCAUCGUAACGCCUGAACCAUCGCCACGCUGACAAGAGACCACGGUGCUGGAAUAGAGCACGUCCUGGCCCAGCAGGCCGCCGAUCUUCAGGUACAGCUCAUGGUUGUCACCGGACACCGGAACCACGUUGCUCGUCUCACCGAAAAACGUACCCGUCAACGGUGCUCCUAUGGCCUGCAUCACGUACAUCGUGACAGUAUUCAUGAUUUCGCCGACACCCAUACCCGUCAGUUCGAAAAGCCGCGGUACGGCCGCCGAUAUAUUGUACUUGUCAACAAAGUCUCUGAAUAUCAAUGUCAAGUCCUCUGGGAUGCUGCCCGGCAGUGGGAAAUUAAAAAAGCCUGGUAUGAGCAGGUCCUCAUAUCGCUUGCAGAUUUCAUGGUACAUUUUGAUGGCGGCGAGCGCUUCAGUGCUGGUAGGAGCAACGUAGUUGUCCAGGGCGCGGCCAGUUGUGAAGUCGACGUACUUGGUAGCAAGGGGUGUCUGCGGCUUUGCCAUGACGGAUAUAUUCAUGCGUCCAGUGACGAAGUCGACGGUAUUCUUAUAGGUAGUCCAAGCUUGGACCCCGAUAUUGAUUGGCUGCCCGGUGAGGGGGUCACGAUACGUCUUUGUAUGCCCACCCUGUGACGCAGUCAGCCCUGUAAUAGUCUGCUGCGGAUUGCGCUAUCCUGGCUCACG
Molecule: messenger RNA, 3815 nt
Organism: Diaporthe batatas
Lineage: Eukaryota; Fungi; Ascomycota; Sordariomycetes; Diaporthales; Diaporthaceae
Exons: 5
Coding region: 574-2115 (513 amino acids)
Biological process (GO): transmembrane transport
Molecular function (GO): transmembrane transporter activity
Source: RefSeq, a predicted model, not a curated record